AUGGAUUUAGAUGUUGAUGCUAUUAUACAGUCAAUCAGACAAGGAAACCAAGUUCAGGAGCAAGAAGUUGUAUCUAUCAUGACGAAACUUCAAGAAGUUCUUUUUAAUGAGAAUAAUGUUUUAGAAUUAAGUUCACCAAUCAUCAUUUGCGGCGAUAUUCAUGGACAAUUAUACGAUUUAUUCCAAUUAUUCGAUACAGUAGUACCUAAAGGUAUUGGCUCAACAAAAUUUUUGUUCAUGGGAGACUACGUUGACCGUGGAAGAUUCUCAAUGGAAACAUUUGCAUAUCUUGCAGCUCUUAAAUUGAAAUAUCCAAAGCAAUUCUUCUUACUUCGAGGAAAUCAUGAAUGCCGACAAGUUAACCAAGCAUACGGAUUUUAUGCCGAAACACUACAGAAUUACGGACACUCUGGAAUUUGGUCACUAUGUAAUGAAAUAUUCGACCUUCUUCCAAUGGCUGCCUUAAUUGAUAAUAGAGUUUUUAGUGUCCACGGAGGAUUGUCGCCUAAAGUUACUCUAAUGGAAACGAUAGAUUUAAUGGACAGACAGGAUGAGCUACUAUCAAGUGGCGCUCUCUGUGAUUUAUGUUGGAGUGAUCCAGACAAUGAUAUAGAGAACUGGAGAGAGAAUGAAAGAGGUGCUGGAUGGAUAUUUGGUGCAAGACAAGUCCAAGAAUUUUGCCAUAAUAAUAAAAUCGACUUAAUUACGAGAUCUCAUCAAUUGGCAGCUAAUGGAUAUCAAUGGUUCUUCGAGGAGCAUUUAAUUACUGUUUGGUCUGCGCCAAAUUAUAUGUAUCGCGCUGGUAAUAAGGCAACAGUGUUGAAAUACGAUAGAAGCGCACCAAAGGAGUUCAGUUUGAUAUUCUUUGAUGCUUGCCCGAAUGAUAAGAGGAAGAUUCCUGAAGAUAUUACUGUUUCUCAAUACUUCUUAUAA
Messenger RNA from Trichomonas vaginalis G3, 933 nucleotides. RefSeq names its product serine threonine-protein phosphatase family. The transcript has a single exon. Lineage: Eukaryota; Parabasalia; Trichomonadida; Trichomonadidae. The record is from RefSeq and is a predicted model, not a curated record. Gene Ontology annotation, biological process: double-strand break repair via homologous recombination; peptidyl-serine dephosphorylation. Gene Ontology annotation, molecular function: protein serine/threonine phosphatase activity. The coding region runs from base 1 to 933 and encodes 310 amino acids. Gene Ontology annotation, cellular component: nucleus; cytoplasm.